Molecule: messenger RNA, 3252 nt
Organism: Trichechus manatus latirostris (Florida manatee)
Lineage: Eukaryota; Metazoa; Chordata; Mammalia; Sirenia; Trichechidae
Gene: NCAPG
Product: non-SMC condensin I complex subunit G
Exons: 21
Coding region: 164-3211 (1015 amino acids)
Biological process (GO): mitotic chromosome condensation
Cellular component (GO): cytoplasm; condensin complex; condensed chromosome
Source: RefSeq, a predicted model, not a curated record
CCUUCCCCCGCGGGAGUUAUUUUGAACUCUCUGGCGGUAACCGCACCCUAGGGUUUCGAGGAGCUCUGAGGCUGGCCUGCGGGGCUCUGAGGAGACAGAGGAAAACUUGGCUUUGGGUCGAGUGAGCACGGGCAGGGCUAGUUCUGACUGGGUCCUUGGCGCUAUGGGAGCGGAGAAGAGGCUGCCCUCGAUUAAGGAGGCAUUUCAGCUGGCCCAGCAGCCGCACCAGAACCAGGCGAAGCUGGUGGUGGCGCUGAGUCGCACCUACUGCACGAUGGAUGAUAAAGCAGUUUUUCAUGAGGAGUUCAUUCAUUACCUUAAAUAUGCUAUGGUGGUCUAUAAACGUGAACCAGCUGUGGAGAGGGUAACAGAAUUUGCAGCAAAGUUUGUUACUUCAUUUCAUCAAUCAGAGAUGGAAGAUGAUGAUGGUGAAGAAGAUGGUGGCAUUUUAAAUGUUUUGUUUACUUUUCUGUUAAAGUCUCAUGAAGCAAACAGCAAUGCAGUGAGAUUUAGAGUGUGCCAGCUAAUAAACAAGCUCUUAGGAAGUAUGCCGGAAAACGCUCUGAUUGAUGAUGAUUUGUUUGAUAAAAUUAAAGAAGCCAUGCUUAUUAGAUUGAAAGAUAAAAUUCCAAAUGUUAGAAUACAGGCAGUUCUAGCUCUUUCACGACUUCAGGAUCCCAAAGACGAUGACUGCCCAGUGGUUAAUGCAUAUGCUACUUUGAUUGAAAAUGAUUCAAAUCCAGAAGUUAGGCGAGCAGUGUUAUCAUGUGUUGCACCAUCAGCAAAGACUUUGCCAAAAAUAGUAGGACGCACCAAGGAUGUGAAAGAGGCUGUCAGAAAGAUGGCUUAUCAGGUUUUAGCUGAAAAGAUCCAUAUGAGAGCUAUGUCCAUUGCUCAGAGAGUAAUGCUCCUUCAACAAGGUCUUAAUGACAGAUCAGAUGCUGUGAAACAAGCAACGCAGAAACAUCUUCUCCAAGGCUGGUUACGUUUCACUGAAGGAGAUAUUUUAGCGUUGCUUCAUCGAUUGGAUGUGGAGAAUUCUUCUGAAGUGGCAGUCUCUGUUCUGAAUGCGUUAUUUUCAAUGACUCCUCUUAUUGAACUUGUGGGGACCUGUAGAAAUGAUGCCAGGAAAUUAAUUCCACUGGAAACAUUAACUCCUGAAAUUGCAUUGUAUUGGCGUGUCCUUUGUGAAUAUUUGAAAUCAAAAGGAGAUGACGGUGAAGAAUUUAUAGAGCAGAUUUUGCCAGAGCCUGUUGUAUAUGCAGAGUACUUACUAAGUUAUAUUCAGAGCAUUCCAGUUGUUAAUGAUGAACAGAGAGGUGAUUUUGCCUAUAUUGGAAAUUUGAUGACAAAAGAGUUCAUAGGUCAACAAUUAAUUCUAAUUAUCAAGUCUUUGGAUACCAGUGAGGAAGGAGGAAGAAAACGACUGCUGGCUAUCUUACAGGAGAUUCUUACUCUACCCACAACUCCAAUUUCCCUAAUUUGUUUUCUUGUUGAGAGACUACUCCAUAUCAUUACAGAUGAUAAUAAAAGGACAGAAAUUGUUACAGAAAUUAUCUCAGAGAUUCGGGCACCCAUUGUUACUGUUGGUGUUAAUGAUGAUUUAGCUGAUGCAAGAAAGAAAGAACUCAAGAUGGCUGGAAUAAAAGUUAAACUUAUUGAGGCAAAAGAAGCUUUGGAAAAAUGCAUUGCUAUCCAGGAUUUUAAUCAGGCAUCAAAACUAAAAGAAGAAAUAAAAGCAUUAGAAGAAGCCAAAAUAAACCUAUUGAAAGAGACAGAGCAACUUGAAAUCAAAGAAGUCCACAUAGAGAAGAAUGAUUCUGAAACACUGCAGAAGUGUCUUAUUUUGUGUUAUGAACUGCUGAAGCAGAUGUCCAUUUCAACAGGUAUAAGUGCAACCAUGAAUGGGAUCAUUGAAUCUUUGAUUCUCCCUGGAAUAAUAAGUGUUCACCCUGUAGUAAGAAAUAUGGCUGUUUUAUGCUUGGGAUGCUGUGGACUACAGAAUAAGGAUUUUGCAAGUAAACACUUUGUAUUAUUAUUGCAGGUUUUGCGAAUUGAUGAUGUCACAAUAAAAAUCAGUGCUUUAAAAGCGAUCUUUGACCAACUGAUGACAUUUGGGAUUGAACCAUUUAAAACUAAAAAAAUCACGGCCCCUCAAAGUGAAGGCUCAGAAAUAAACAGUGGUGACGGGCAAGAGUUGAGAGGAGAGGAAGAAGAGACUGCUACGGCUAAGAAUGUUCUGAAACUCCUUGCUGAUUUCUUAGAUAAUGAGGUGUCUGAACUCAGAACGGGAGCUGCAGAAGGGCUAGCCAAGCUGAUGUUCUCUGGGCUUUUGGUCAGCAGUAGGAUUCUUUCUCGUCUUAUUUUGUUAUGGUACAAUCCUGUGACUGAAGAGGAUGUUCGACUUCGACAUUGCCUAGGAGUCUUCUUCCCCAUGUUUGCUUAUGCAAGCAGGACCAAUCAGGAAUGCUUUGAAGAAGCUUUUCUUCCAACUCUGCAAACAUUGGCCAAUGCCCCUGCAUCUUCUCCUUUAGCUGAAAUAGAUAUCAUUAACGUCACUGAGUUGCUUGUAGACUUAACAAGACCGAGUGGAUUAAAUCCUCAGACCAAGAACUCCGAAGAUUAUCAGGCUUUAACAGUACAUGACAAUUUGGCUAUGAAAAUUUGCAGUGAGAUCUUAGCAAGUCCAUGUUCACCAGAAAUCCGGGUCUAUACAAAAGCCUUGAGUUCUUUAGAACUCAGUAGCUAUCUUGCAAAAGAUCUUCUGGUUCUACUAAAUGAGAUUCUGGAGCAAGUAAAAGAUAGGCUGUGUCUGAGAGCUUUGGAGAAAAUGAAGAUUCAGUUAGAAAAAGGAAAUAAAGAACAUGGUGAUCAAACUGUAGCAGCCCAAGAUGCCAAGACAACAACAACUAUUAUUCAAAAUGAAGAUGAAGAGAAUAAGGAAGUAUAUAUGACUCCUCUCAGGGCUAUAAAAGCCACCCGAGCAUCAAAAUCCACCCAGCAAAAGACUAACCGAGGACGGAGAAAAGUCACAGCUUCGGCUAGGGUGAACCGGAGACAUCAUACUGCUGAGGCUGACUCUGAAAGUGAUCAUGAAGUUCCAGAACCAGAAUCAGAAAUGAAGAUGAGAUUACCACGACGAGCCAAAACAGCAGCACUAGAAAGAAGUAAGCUUAAUCUUACACAGUUUCUCAGUGAAGAUAGUAGUUAAGAGAGAUGAUGGAGGUGGAGUUCUUUAAAAAAAUGUCCUUU